AAGUGAAAGCGCAGAUGGCAAGAAACAAGAAGGCGGAGCAGUCACAGAUAGCCCAAGAUACCUUGAACGAAACAUUCCGUCAAUUUAUAGUUUAGAGAUUUGACAUUGGUUCAUGAUUUACCGAGAAUUGAUUGUGCCAUUUUGGGAGAUCUUUGCAUUUUUGCUCCCAGCCAUCCUCUUUGGACUCCAAAGGAAUUUUGCUGUUUCUGGUCAUGGAUGAUUUUGUUCGUAAAAAAUUAAUCGAAUGGGGUCUCAGGAAUUGGAUAGGUAAAUUUCAAGAUCAAGGCAUUGAUGAGGAAAGUUUUUACUGUCUCGAUAAUGGUGACAUCAAAGACUUGAUCACAAAGGUUCUACCAAGGGAAAGAUUCAAGAAGCGACUCAAGUUGCUGAAGGUUUUGGCCAACAGUCACACAAGUGAUAACGGAAAAAGAAAGUUGGAGCUUCAGGGGGAGUCCAGCAGAGGGCUAUCAUCAAACAAGAAACAACGGUGUGACACCACAUACCAAGAAAAAUAUAUACUUUCUGAAGUGAAAAACAUCAUUGCAUGUGUCCAUAGCAAACUGCUUCAUGGAGACAAAACAAUGCUCAAUGCCUUUCUAAAGGAAAAAAUCUGUGAUUUGGAGACAGAAAAGAGGGAGCUGGUUGGUGUCUUUGGAAGAACAGGGGCUGGAAAAAGCUCUCUAAUAAAUGCUGUCGUCGGAGAGAAGGAUCUCUUGCCCUCAGGAAGUGUCAGUGCUUGUACAACAGUCAUCAUUAAGGUGGAGGCUAACAAGCAGAACCAGAACUAUGAGGCAGAGAUUGAAUUCAUCAAAAAAGAGGAGUGGGAGCUGAAGCAAGUUUUAUUAUACUUGUCUACUUUCAUUGAAAAUGUUGCAGACCAUGAAGAGGAAGACACUGAUGAAUAUAAUGAUGCUGUUGAAAUGCUGUCAGCACUGUAUGGAGAAGAAUGGAGAAACAACUAUUCUGAAGAAAGUCUCAUGAACGACAAACAUUUCAGAGAAAUUCCAGAAUUUCUCAAUUCUAAGAAGAAAACCUUGACCUCUGAAUCAGCUAAAGAGCUGUCUGCAAAACUUGUCAAAUAUACAAGAAGCAGCUCAGAGGACGGAGAUGCUAAAGAAGUGAAGAGGUGGUUUUGGCCCCUGGUGAAGUGUGUUACUAUCAGGGUGCCAAAUAAUGACCUUCUUCAGAAUGUCACACUUGUUGAUCUACCUGGAAAUGGGGACCGCAACCAAGGAAGAGAUAAAAUGUGGAAAGGGGUUGUCGAAAGCUGUUCCACUGUGUGGAUCGUGACGGACAUUAACAGAGCAGCAUCAGAGAAAGAACCAUGGGAGAUUCUGAAAAGUGCCAGCAGCCUUAUGGGAAAUGGUGGCCAGUGUCAGCACAUUCACUUCAUCUGCACCAAGUCUGACGUUAUCGAAGACUCUGAUGAUCUUUCAGUAGCUGGUGUUCGUGCUGCCAUUUUUAAAAGAAACACGCAAGCCAAGGAGGAAGUGAGGAGAGAAUUCCGAAAAAUAAAGGAGGUUAAGAAACAUUUCAGUGAUGACUGUUUCAAAGUGUUCACUUUGAGCUCCAAAGAGUUCCGCAGGAAUAAAUGGCUAAAACCAAAUGAAACUGAAGUCCCUAAGCUUCAGGAAUUUCUGCAAAAUCUAAACAACUGUCACUCAGAGACGCUGAACUACGUGGCUGGAGGGUAUGGAAUUCUGUCGCUAAUUCAAGGGGCUGGCUGUAGAGAAGUGGCUGGCAUCCAAGCAGAUGUGUGCGCAGACGUUGAAGAAAACCUGAAAUGUGGUCUUAAAAAAGUCUCAGAGUCCAUGCUAAAGGCCUUAGAUCCUUUAAAAAACUGCCUCAUCAAGGCAGUUGAAAAAUCCAAAAGUUCAUGUGAAAGUGCCUUGCAGUCCUUUCUAAAAUCUGAGGGGGUCCCAGGAAGUGCUUUUCACAGGACAUUGAAGUGUGCAGUCGCAAACAAUGACAUCUACAAAACAAGAAAAGGAGAAGCACAAAAUCUAAAUGAGAAACUAGCUUCAUGCCUAACAGAGAGCAUUGAUGAGGAAUUUAUGAAGACCUUCCCAAAUGAAUCAAAAUGUGAACCUUUAAGGGCCAUCAGUUCCUUUUCACUUGACACAGGGUUGCUAGUUGAAAAGUACAAAGGUGUGCAACUGCAACUGGAAUUUCUCAGGAAAGAGGAAGAAAAAGUGAGGAAAGAAAUCAACAAAAUCAUCCGGGAGCGUAAGAAAGAAAUAUACAGCUGCCUGACAACAACAAUUGUGGAAAAGAUGCAAAAAUGCUACGAAGAUGCACAACAAUGUAGAGGACCAGGCUCACUAAAAGUCAUGAGGACCAUCAUUGAGCAGCAUGUUCAUGCUAAGAAGGACGUCAUGUUUGAGGAGGCUAAAGAUGCUAUGUUGUCAAAACUGCAAAACUUGAUGGAGGACAUCCUGAAGAAACUGAAGGAAACAAUGCAGGUUUCUAUUGAGCUGUCACUAAGGACAGAUGAUAAAUCACUUCCAGAUGUCAAAGAGGAACUUGCAACGGUGACAAAAUACUAUAAUAAACUAAAGGAAAACAGGGAUGAAGAAAUAUUGCAAAUUAGCUGAAAGCGAAGCAGUACAUUAUUGACCUGCAAUCGAUAAAUGGGAAGAGCACAAGUCUAUAGGACCUUCAGACUUGUGCAGUUGAAGAGAGGGGCAGACAGCAUCAGUGGACAGUAAGAAUAGUUUCACCCCAACCAGGAAGACGCGAUCAUGAAGAGCGAGUACAUGGAAAUUGAUCUGAACAAAAAUCGGCAUAAACCAACCCUUUGUUUUUCCGAAUUAAG
Molecule: messenger RNA, 2815 nt
Organism: Labrus bergylta (ballan wrasse)
Lineage: Eukaryota; Metazoa; Chordata; Actinopteri; Labriformes; Labridae
Product: nuclear GTPase SLIP-GC-like
Molecular function (GO): GTPase activity
Source: RefSeq, a predicted model, not a curated record